AUGACGACGGAUUUCGACCUAAAUCUCGACAGCGCGCCUCUCCUCCAGUCAAUUCACCAGCUGGAUUUUGUGCAGAUGAAAGGUAAGUACAAAUAGCACCGUUCGUAAUGUAGGUAUGUAGACAGAAUGCUAGACUUUAGGGGUUUGUCUGAAAUGUGAAAUGUGAUGAAUGAACAAUGAAAUGAAAAUGAUUGCCAUUAAUAAACAACCAUGAUAAUGUGUGGAAUUGGAGAUUUUUUUCAGUGUGAAUAUUUUGGUUUAAAUCCUGUAUUCCCCUUAAUUUCCAGUUUAUUAAAUAAAUCCCAUAGUUUAUAUAAGGCCGUCAAGAUAACUGUCUGAACACGUGUACCCAUUCAGUGCUACCUUUAACAUCUGCUUUCUUUGUGAGAUCUACAAAUAGACCACUGUGGUCAAACUACCAACUCUAUAAACUGGUCAGCCGCAACAUUAAACCCACUAACAGGUGAAGUGAAUUACUUUGAUUAUUGAUUUGUUUGCUGCGUAUGGCGCUACGUAGCUGCAGACCAAUCAGAGUUCCCCCUGUUCAUUGCUGAAAGCACCUUCAAAGAGGACGUGAGCAUCAAUUGCACCAUGGAUCAAUGGAAGAAGGUUGCCUAGUCUGAUGGCCAAAGUGCGAGUACAUUGUUUACCUGUGGAAUAGAUGGCAACAGGAUGCACUGUGGGAAGAAAUCAGGCCGGCAGAAGGGGGCAGCGUUCUGCUCUGGGCAAACCUUGGGCACUGGGAAACCUUGGGUCCUGACAUUCAUGUGGAUGUUACUUUGACACGUACUACCUACCCAGAGAUUGUUGCAGACCACGUACACCCCUUCAUGGCAAUGGUGUUACCUGAUGGCCGUGGCCUCUGUCAGCAGAAUAAUGUACCCUGCCACACUGCAAACAUUGUUCAGGAAUGGUUUGAGGAACAGGAUAAAGAGUUCAAGGUGUUGCCUCGGCCUCCAAAUUCCUCAGAUCAGAUUGAGCAUCUGUGGGAUGUGCUGGAACUACAAACACGAUCCAUGGAAGCCUGACUUUGCAACAUGCAGGACUUAAUGGAUCUGCUGCUAAUGUCUUGGUGCCAAAAACCACAGGACACUAUCAGAGGUCUUGUGGAGUCCAUGUCUCAAUGCAUUGAAGCUGUUUUGGCAGCAAGAGGGGAACCUGCUAAUGCUGUGGCUGAUCAGUGUAAUACUUCACUAAUCUUUGGCAGAGAAUUAUGGGAGUUGUAGUUAAGGUGAGGUGGCGGGUUGCUAGGCAGAGACAGAUGUAUCAAGAUGAGAUGCAGUCAGUAGUUUCUAUCUGAACAGUAAGGGAAUGGUGUCUGUGAAAUGGAUAAAAUUGGAAGAGAGGGGGCAUUAUUUUGCGUACGUGCUGUUUGGGAUAUGUGGGAGCUGUGUGGGUACCGUGAGUGAUGGCUGCUGCGUAGGCAAUGUUUCUGAGUGUGCAAUCAUAAUGUCACUCACAGAUCCUUGCAUUCCUGCCAGUAAGGCAUUGGAAGAAUUUGUAUUUCAUUAUUUCUAAUUAGAGUGUAAUGUGCAGGCCGAGCAUCGAAGCCUUGCUGUCUGGAGAAAUCACAUCUCGAUCUGUCCUGUACGGAGACACGUUUUAUUUCUACUGCUAAUAUUUAAUGUAAUUAAAGCUGAGCACAAGAGAGUCAUUGCAUCAUAAAUACACGCUUACAUUUGCACAUUUAUUUAUUUUUUAAAAUGACUAGUUAAAUCUUCUUGGUGUUAAGUUGUAUUUUAUAAUGUUGAAGUUCUGCCUUAAAUUGCAGUUAGAAUGGUGUAUACAAGGAUAAUGAAAUACUGAACGUGAAAGUUAUUAAGAAAAGACUGUCCUGUCUACUUUCCAUAUCUCUGUCCUUUGUGAUGCUGGCUUGGUUCAUGCUUUACUGAACGUUACUGUCAGCAGAGAGAUACGAGAGGCCCACAUACAAUAACCGUACUUAAUAUCAAACUGGACUAGAGAGAAAUCCUUAAAUAACCUCAUACGUCUAAAGCCUUUGGGUUCAGUUACAGCCCUCCAGAGCGUGCCUAUAAUUUGUUAUCAGACCACGGGACAGCCAGUGACAUCAAAUGCAAUGUCCGUAUGGAAAAAAAUAAUAUGGGAUUAUAAAAAUCUCUCGGUGACAUCACAGAAUGGCUGGGUUUGUCGCAUUAUGGAACUCCUUCUGUGACAUCAAAUAAUACCUGGGUCCUUGGGAUUAUAGAAUUCCUUCUGUGACAUCAUACAAUGCCAGGAUAAAGGGGUUAUAGAACUAUUCUGUGACAUCACAGAAUGCCAGGGUAAAGGGGUUAUAGAACUAUUUUGUGACAUCAUAAAAUGCCUGGGUAAUGGGGUUAUAGAAUUAUUCUGUGACAUCAUAGAAUGUCUGGGUAAUGAGGUUAUAUAAUUAUUCUGUGACAUCAUAAAAAUCCUGGGUAAUAAGGUUAUAGAAUUAUUCUGUGACAUCUUAAAUUGCACAGGUAAUGCGGUUAUAGAAUUAUUCUGUGACAUCAUAGAAUGUCUGGGUAAUGCGGUUAUAGAAUUAUUCUGUGACAUCAUAGACUUGCCAGGGUCUCUGGGGAUUAUUGGAAUAUUUCAGUGGCAUAGAAUACCUGGAUCUGUAGAAAUCCAUUAGUCUUCUAGUGACAUCAUGGAAUGCUGGGGUCCAUGAGUGUGUACAAAUCUCAGUGACAUCAUAGAAUGCCACUGUCCAUUGGGAUUAUAGAAAUCUUCUAGUGACAUUAUAGAAUGCUGAGAUCCAUGAGUUUGUAAAAAUCUCACAGUGAGAUUUCUGGGUUCCAAGGAAUUAUAGAAAUAUUCUAGUGAUUUCAUAGAAUGCUGGGUUCCAUGUGUUUAUAGAAAUCUUUUUAAUACAGAUUAAGAAACAGCGCACACAUAAAAAUACAUUUUAACAUUCUAUAAGGCUACUUAAAAUCGCCUAUCUCAGCAAACAAAUAUGGGGAUUCAGUUCCACCAUACGGCCAUACUGUGUUAGGCCCAGCACUACGUCACAGUACUCCAAUGUCUGUUGGUUCUACACUAAUUAUGUCACAGUACCCCAAUAUCAGUGGAUCCUACACUUAUUACAUCACAGUACCCAAAUAUUGGUGGGUCUUACACUAAUUACAUCACAGUACCCCAAUAUUGGUGGGUCCUACACGAAUUACAUCACAGUACCCCAAUAUUGGUGGGUCCUACACUAAUUAUGUCACAGUACCCCAAUAUCAGUGGAUCCUACACUGAUUACAUCACAGUACCCCAAUAUUGGUGGGUCCUACACUAAUUACAUCACAGUACCCCAAUAUUGGUGGGUCCUACACUAAUUACAUCAAAGUACCCCAAUAUCGGUGGGUCCUACACUAAUUACAUCACAGUACCCCAAUAUUGGUGGAUCCUACAUUAAUUACAUCACAGUACCCCAAUAUCAGUGGGUCCUACACUAAUUAUGUUACAGCAACCCAAUAUCUGUGGAUCCUACACUAAUUACAUCACAGUACCCCAAUAUUGGUGGGUCCUACUCUAAUUAUGUCACAGUACCCCAAUAUCUGUUGGUCCUAGACUAAUAACAUCACAGUACCCCAAUAUCUGUUGGUCCUACACUAAUAACAUCACAGUACCCCAAUAUCAGUUGGUUCUACACUAAUAACAUCACAGUACCCCAAUAUCGGUUGGUUCUACACUAAUCACGUCACAGUACUCUAAUAUCGGUGGGAUUUUUUUUUUUGAAAAUCUUUUAGAAAGGGGAUUUUUAAGUAACCAUAUAAAAUGUAAAAUUUUAUUUUUAUGUGUGCGCUGUUCAUUAAUUUGUAUUUUACAUAAAUUGUAGUCACUACGACAGCACCAUUCCUGCAAAAUGCUUCUGGGUGUGCCCCAAUUCCCUUGUAUCUUUACUAUAGAAACUUUCCUGUGAUCUUAUGGAAUGCUGGGUUUUAUGGGGUUAUUGGAAUCUCAGUGAUGUCAUAGAAUGCUGGGUUUUAUGGGGUUAUUGGAAUCUCAGUGAUGUCAUAGAAUGCGGGGUUUUAUGGGGUUAUUGGAAUCUCAGUGAUGUCAUAGAAUGCGGGGUUUUAUGGGGUUAUUGGAAUCUCAGUGAUGUCAUAGAAUGCUGGGUUUUAUGGGGUUAUUGGAAUCUCAGUGCUGUCAUAGAAUGCUGGGUUUUAUGGGGUUAUUGUAAUCUCAGUGAUGUCAUAGAAUGCUGGGUUUUAUGGGGUUAUUGGAAUCUCAGUGAUGUCAUAGAAUGAGGUGUUUUAUGGGGUUAUUGGAAUCUCAGUGAUGUCAUAGAAUGCUGGGUUUUAUGGGAUUAUUGGAAUCUCAGUGAUGUCAUAGAAUGCAGGGUUUAAUGGGGUUAUUGGAAUCUCAGUGAUGUCAUAAAAUGCUGGGUUUUAUGGGGUUAUUGGAAUCUCAGUGCUGUAAUAGAAUGCUGGGUUUUAUGGGGUUAUUGGAAUCUCGGUGCUGUCAUAGAAUGCUCGGUUUUAUGGGAUUAUUGGAAUCUCAGUGAUGUCAUAGAAUGCUGAGUUUUAUGGGAUUAUUGGAAUCUCAGUGAUGUCAUAGAAUGCAGGGUUUUAUGGGGUUAUUGGAAUCUCAGUGAUGUCAUAGAAUGCUGGGUUUUAUGGGGUUUUUGGAAUCUCAGUUAGGUCAUAGAAUGCUGGGUUUUAUGGGGUUAUUGGAAUCUCAGUGAUGUCAUAGAAUGCUGAGUUUUAUGGGGUUAUUGGAAUCUCAGUGAUGUCAGAAUGCAGGGUUUUAUGGGGUUAUUGGAAUCUCAGUGAUGUCAUAGAAUGCGGGGUUUUAUGGGGUUAUUGGAAUCUCAGUGAUGUCAUAGGAUGCCUAUCUCCAUCGUAUCGAAGAAAUCUCACAAUGGGUGAUGCCACCUUUAUAUUAUGUUUUACUGUACAAUAUCCCCAGGGUGAAACAUGUAAUACAUAGCUUGCAGAUCACAAAUAGGAAGCUAGAGGGUGCUGCUGGGCCUGAGACCGGUGUACUGUAAAUACCAGCAGAGAAUAAACUAUUUGCUGAUUUUAAUCUCGGCAAAUUCUGUGUCCAACUCUCUCCCUAGUAACAGUCUUCAUCGCUGAGAGUUUAUACAAGGACAGACAUUGUUCUUACAUUCUGCCAUGUCAUUCACAAGUAGGCAUAAAUCUCAGCUUUUACAUUAAAUCUAAUCAAUCUCAGCCUUUAAAUUAAAUCCCAUCAAUCUCUGCCAGCUAUAUGUUUUCCGUUUAUGGUUUUAUUUAAGCACCAGAAAAAAGGGAUGUCUCUGCAAACCCUUUAUAACUUUUUAAUGGUAAAUAGAAAAAUCUAAAGUUUUAUAAGAAACAUCGCUCCCUAGCGUAUGUAGGACUACAACUCCCAGAAUUCUCUGUCAGCGACUUUGUAUUCUUUGUUCUACCUGAGAAAGGUUAUGCCAUUCUGUGUAAAGCUAUGCGUGAGUCUGCAAUGGUCUCACAUUUGAGUAAAUAUCCAGAUACAGAGGGUCGUAUUCACUAAAAGCGAAAUAUUAGAGAUUUGACAAAGGAGUUGGAGAUUUUAGACCCAAAAAAUUUAAAUUAUGGGAAAUACAAAAAAUUUCCAAUACUGUUUUUCCAGCCUGGAUGUUUUCACCUGUCAUUUGCAAUUCUUCUCAAAUCUUCCAAAUUCCCAAAUUAGUGAAUAAUCCCCUAUGUGAUAUAGCAUAUUUAUCCGAGGCGGCUCAUUAAUCCGCCAUCACACUGCGCAGUAUUGCAGUGUACGAGCAGAAACAAUAGACUUGUAGUUAUUUACAGAAGGGGUGUGUAAAUUACUUAAAUAUUGACUUAAAAUACAGUUAAGCCCGUUACACCCCUGAUAUCAAUAAUAAUUAUCGCUGGCACGGCUCCUGUUUAUAAACUGCGGAUCGCGUUGUGUUUGGCCCGUAUACCAGAAUAGAAAGCCAUUUUGAUGAAGCAUUAGCUAUUCUAUAAAGCCCAUGGUAUAACUAACGACAUUUAUCGUGGGCUCUCUUUCCCCUUGCACACCUUUGCUGAACACAACACAACAUGCCUGAAUCAGUUACCUAGUCCCUGCGUUGCCAUCCUUGGUUAGUACCCUAGUGUCGCGCUUAUUAAAAGGUUAAAUAUCCACUUAACACGGUUCCUAUUGGGUUCUAAAAUCCUUCUCUUUCUCAGUGUAUGGUAUGUAAAAUGUGUUGAACUUCCUACAGGACCAACACCGCUGUGUGUCAUCUAAACAUUUCCAGAAAUGUUUAUUUUUUUAUUGCUCUCAAUGUGUUAUUUUUACGUGCCACGGGAUAUGAUAAACGCUCUAAGAUGGAUGAAAAACAUUAACUAAGCAACAAAAACACUGGUCUACUCGCAAGUUUUGUAAAUAACUAAGUGUGUGUGUGUGUGUGCAUAUACACUGCUUAAAAAAAUAACACAUCCUAGAUCUGAAUGGAUUAAAUAUUCUUCUGAAAUACUUUGUUCUUUACAUAGUUGAAUGUGCUGACAACAAAAUCACACAAAAGUAAAAAAAAUGGAAAUCAAAAUUUUCAACCCAUGGAGGUUAAAAUGGAAAAACACACUACAGGCUGAUCCAACUUUGAUGUAAUGUCAUUAAAACAAGUCAAAAUGAGGCUCAGUAGUGUAUGUGGUCUCCAUGUGCCUGUAUGACCUCCCUACAACGCCUGUGCAUGCUCCUGAUGAGGUGGCGGAUGGUCUGCUGAGGGAUCUCCUCCCACACCUGGACUAAAGCCUCUACCAACUCCUGGACAGUUUGUGAUGCAACGUGACGUUGGUGGAUGGAGUGAGACAUGAUGUCCCAGAUGUGCUCAAUUGGAUUCAGGUCUGGGGAACGGGCGGGCCAGUCCAUAGCAUCAAUGCCUUAGUCUUGCAGGAACUGCUGACACACUCCAGGCACAUGAGGUCUAGCAUUGUCUUGCAUUAGGAGGAACCCAUGGCCAACCGCAGCAGCAUAUGGUCUCACAACGGGUCUGAGGAUCUCAUCUCAGUACCUAAUUGCAGUCAGGCUACCUCUGGCAAGCACAUGGAGGGCUGUGCGUCCCCCAAAGAAAUGCCACCCCACACCAUUACUGACCCACUACCAAACCGGUCAUGCUGGAGGAUGUUGCAGGCAGCAGAACGUUCUCUACGGCGUCUCCAUACUCUGUCACGUCUGUCAAAUGUGCUCAGUGUGAACCUGCUUUCAUCUUUGACGAAUUUGCCAAUCUUAGUGUUCUCUGGCAAAUGCCAAACAUCCUACAUGGUUUUGGGCUGUAAGCACAACCCCCACCUGUGGACGUCUGGCCCUCAUACCACCCUCAUGGAGUCUGUUUCUGACUGUUUGAGCAAACACAUGCACAUUUGUGGCCUGCUGGAGGUCAUUUUGCAGGGCUCUGGCAGUGCUCCUCCUGUUCCUCCUUGCACAAAGGCGGAGGUAGCGGUCCUGCUGCUGGGUUGUUGCCCUCCUAUGGCCUCUUCCACGUCUCCUGAUGUACUGGCCUGUCUCCUGGUAGCGCCUCCAUGCUCUGGACACUACACUGACAGACACAGCAAACCUUGCCACAGCUCGCAUUGAUGUGCCAUCCUGAAUGAGCUGCACUACCUGAGCCACUUGUGUGGGUUGUAGACUCCGUCUCAUGCUACCACUAGAGUGAAAGCACCACCAUUCAAAAGUGACCAAAACAUCAGCCAGGAAGCAUAGGAAUGGAGAAGUGGUCUGUGGUCACCACCUGCAGAACCACUCCGUUAUUGGGGGUGUCUUGCUAAUUGCCUAUAAUUUCCACCUGUUGUCUAUCCCAUUUGCACAACAGCAUGUGAAAUUGUCGCUCAGUGUUGCUUCCUAAGUGGACAGUUUGAUUUCACAGAAGUCUGAUUGACUUGGAGUUGUGUUGUUGUGUUGUUUAAGUGUUCCCUUUAUUUUUUUAAACAGUGUAUAUUAAAAAAAAAAAAACAUAAAAAGAAAAAGUGAUCUGUCUGCUUGUUUUUGAUUUUUAAUGGUGUGCAAAUUAAAUUUAAACCUAAACUGUUGGCAGUGUCCCUUUUAAAGGGUUUCAAUACCAUGUUAACGAAGCAGUCCUGUACCUAGAGUUUAGUAGUUAUUUAUAGUGGGAUUUUUUCGUGGUGGAGAAACAUGUUCCUUCAUUCCCGAACUCACAUUAUGUUUUAUUCAGUUCCCUGUCUAGUACCAGCACCCCCAAUUCUGCAGAUGGAGGAAUGUUGCACCCACAAUAACAGCGCCACCUUGUCGUGGAAGCAGCCGCCCCUGUCCGUGGUACAGGCCGAGGGAUACAUUCUGGAGCUGGACGAUGGCAAUGGUGGACAGUUCAGGGUAAGAGACCAUUUAUGUGGUGUGUAACUAAAAUAUAAUUUCCAAUUCCCAUUAUACAUUAUACACCAUGUGAGCCGCCAUGUACCCGUUAGAAGUGCGGAUUAUAGCCGUAGACGAUAACAGGCAGAUAAGUGUUCUGUUGGCCAACGUUAAGUUCUAGCUGCAUGGUAUACAGAAUUGAUGGAUAGAUUUGGCUCCCAAGGAUUUUGUCGAUUACAUUUCCCAUUGUUCUAGGAUUUUAGACGGUCUGAGCACUAUGCGCACCAAGCCACAAUCCGUAUACAGUCUAUCGUGGUUUAUGGCUGCAUUUAAAGUGUGUGGGGGUAUGUUUUACUUUAAUUAUCUGGUGAAUCCCUCACACUGACUAAUGCAAUGUAAAUGUGUUACUACGGUCGCUCUGUUAUAGACAUCAUUAGUCUUUAGAUUAGCUUAGAGUGCUCGGAUUUACCAUCUGUCAGGAUUACAGUUGAUCCAGCAUGCAGAAUAGUAUCGCACCUAGGACUAAAGGUAACGUCUAACCGGACCUUAGAAUGGCCGGACUUAACGUACCAGAGAAUAGUCGAAAUACUAGCGGAGGUCAGGAACACAGAAAGAAACACAGUUGUAAGGAAUAGCCAAUAGUCAGGGAAACCAGAAAUCAGGGAAGUCAGAACAAAACCAAAGAAACACAGAGAGAACAAAAGACGGCGUUUAGAGAACAUGUAUAUAUGUAGGCUUUGUUAAAUUUGCUUAUUUUUACUUUAAAUUGGUCACAUCUAUAUUUUCCAUUCUUUAAGGACCUAAUAUUAGUUUACUCUUUUGUUACCAGACAAAUAAAAAGUCAGAACUUUGCAACAUGUCUAUUUUAUCUGGAAAAGCUACGAAAAGCUAUUUACGUUAAAUCCUUCCCAGUCUACGAAUGCUAAACGAAAGCCUAGCUAAGUGUCUAGGGGACAAUUCAAUCAAUGAAUAUGGUGAAAACCAGCCUUGGGAAUCAUCAGAACACCAACUGGGUUCCCAAUUAUUUUCGAGUUGGUCUAGGGAUGCUCUAAGGGCACAAUGUAACAAUAAUAAUAUUAAUUUAAAAAAUGCUUUGCUAUUCUUGAUCAUCCUCCUCCAUCAUCUGUACUUUGCCAAUGGUGCCAUUAACAUCAGGUCCAAGAUGAAGAAUUUUCUCCCUUCUCCCUGUCCAUGAUUUUAUCAUCACUCCUUUUUCUGCACUCUCAUUAUCUAUUGGAUAAGGCAGACCCAAGCAGUCCCAUCAAUACAUUGUAUCGAUGUCCAACGUUCAGUCCAAGAUCUAAUAGAGCUCCUUUCUGCCACAGGAGGUGUUUGUUGGGAAAGAAACCAUGUGUACCGUGGACGGCCUUCAUUUCAACAGCACGUACAACGCUCGCGUCAAAGCCUUUAACAAGGCCGGGGUCAGUCAGUACAGUAAGACUCUGGUUCUGCAGACCUCGGAAGGUAAGGACGUGACUACAUUAACAUCUAGAAUCUCUUUACCAUUAUAGAAAAAUAAUUAUAAAAGAAAAACGUCAUGCUGCACUAUUUUGUGUCCAAAAAAAAAAAAGUUUGUAGAUCAUAGAUUUUGGUAAAGGGACAUUAGAUAUUUUAAUUGCGUUAUCAUAUAAUAUUUCGAUAGUGUCUGUAAAGAGGCAAUUACAAUUUUUUAUAUAAAAUUAUUUUAAUUGUAGGAAAAGGGCACAUUAAAGGUCAUAUUUACACUGCAAAGACAUAAAUAGUGCUAACUAGGUACUAAUAAGCUCAACUCCAGAAAUCGUAGGUUCUGAUUGGUUGAUUUUAGCACAUGACCUAUUCUGUGUUUGUCAUUAUUGAUAACUGUUAGUGAGGAUGUCAGAAUUAUGAUGAAUUGGAAGCUCGCUGCCUCCACCUGAAAAGGGGUCAUUCUUCAGUUGUUUUUACAGGUAAAUCUACUGUCGGUUUAUUAGUGAGGAAUAUAGUUUUAAAUAUGUUUUUUUAUUUAAAGAACAUUUCAAGAGGUUGAUGCUUUAAAGGGAUACUAUAGUGCCAAGGAAACAAAGCUGCAGUGCCCCCUUCCCUCGCCCAUCUGUGUCACCUGAAUCCAACAUGGAUGUCCCUCGGCGCUGGGUCAGACUCCGAUAUGAUAUAUGAUAUGCUUUCCUAUGGGGAUUUGAUUGACGCUGGAUGUCCUCAUGCACAGUGUGAGGAAGUCCAGCAUCAUUUUGGUGGCCUAACCACCCGGAAGUCCCUCUAGUGGCUGUAUAGAGUUUCUCAGAAACUGCAAUAAUAACCACCGUACGGUUAAGGGGCAUGGGACAUUGCUCCCAGACCACUCCAGUAAGCUGAAGGGGCCUGGGUGCCUAUAGAGUCCCUUUAGAAUUGCAAAAUAAAUUAUUAUUAUUACAGGCAUGAUGAGAGUAUUACAUACACAAAGAUAAUUACAUGCAGGAUGAGAAUAUUACAUGCACGAUGAGAGUAUUACAUACACAAAGAUAAUUACAUGCAGGAUGAGAAUAUUACAUGCACGAUGAGAGUAUUACAUACAUAAAGAGAUUACAUGCACUGUGAGUUUAUUACAUGCACGAUAAUAUGACAUGCGCAAUGAGAGUAUUACAUGUGCAAUGAGAUUAUUACAUGCAUAAUGAUAUUAUGACAUGCACAAUGAGUAUAUUACAGACACAAAGAGAUUAUUACAUGCACAUUGAGUUUAUUACAUGCACAGUGAGAGUAUUACAUGCGCAAUGAGAGUAUUACAUGCACAGUGAGAGUAUUACAUGCGUAACGAGAUUACAUGCCGAUGAGAUUAUUACAUGCACGAUAAUAUUAUGACAUGCACAGUGAGAGUAUUACAUGCGCAAUGAGAUUAUUACAUGCACGAUGAGAUUAUUUACAGGGCUCCACACACAGUUACAUGGUAACAAUGGCGAAAAGUCCUUUAAAACAGAUUAUGCACUUUAUCACUAUAACUUGCUCACAUUUCUUUGUGAUGUUUACAAAGCUUUCUGUUCAUUACUCCUGAAUUUUCAAUCACAAAAUGUAUUAUUUGCCAUCCUUGUUACUAAUCAUUACACAAUGCUUAUCCCAAUAAAAUGUACAUCACAAAUCUAGACCAUUGCAUAUUUUUUUUAAUUUAACAUUGUUAUAGGUGUUUUCAUUUGUCACUCUAUUUGGUUUCAGACAGUUGUAACUGUGACUGUACUUAUUACGUGUUAUCGCUGGCAAACAUUUUUAAUCAACAAUAAUAGAAUUAAUGAUGUUGUAUAUAAAAAGCGUUAGGUCUGUUACCAUUUUGUGUUUAGUCUCAGUAUGGACUUGUUGAGAGAUAAAGAGGAGUUGGAGCCCAGAAAUGGACCCAGUGAAGCAAGGCUUGGCAAUAUGACAUCGCAAGCUGCGACAUCACAUACAUAGAUUGACAAGUCAUUUCCCCAGGCAGCAGGCACGUGGAAUAAGGGAGCCGACGCCCCGAUACUGCUCAGUCUCCUUACAGAACCGCCAUGCUGUGUAGGUUCUCUUGGACACACAGCAGCACCUAAACUGGGGGGUUUUCUUUCUUGACCCCCCCAACCAUUGUAUCACAGAGCAUUAUGGGAAAUAUGAGCAAUAACUAUUUGGAGAGCUAAACGGGGACUAACCAAAGUGCAAGCUAUCGAGUAUCUCUAAGCUUUAGUACAUUCUCAUAUUCUCUGUUUUUGUUACAAUGCUUGGACUCUACCCAAGUUUAAAGUGUAAUCUAGACGUGAACCCCGUGCUCACUGUGCCUAGAGGGGUAUCAGCUACACUUCGCUGACGAGGCCCAAAGAAGGCCGAAACGAUUGCCUGGUGUUGCUGUAUCUCUUAAGGGCAAUCAAUAACCGAAAUGCAUUAUCAGUGGGAUGAGUCUGAUAAUGAUAUAAGUUCUCUCUGUAAUGAGCAAAAACAUUGAGACCUGAGCAUGGACUAAGCGAAGGGCAAGCUACAGAGUUUCUCUAAGGUUUUGCCUGCCUUCAGAGUUCUAGCAAUAGCUGAGGGAAGGGAUAGGGUUAAUCUGACAGGUUUUAUAUCGUUACAAGUGGUAAGAAUGUAAUGUGUGUGUGUAUAUCUCUCUUUGUUGUUAUAUUUAUUUGUGUGCUUACAUUGCUGUGAUCAUUCAUUAUUUGUAGUCAUCGGUAAAACAUUGCAAUAAUCUAUUGGGUUUUCUAAAGUAUUUGGAAAGUCAGACUGAGAUAACGGCGCAAAUAAAACAUUCAUAGAUUAGAAAAUUAUGGGAACUGUAGUUGUCCUAAUAAGCACACAUUUUAUUUGAGUCUCUCAGCCUGUGCUGUAUAGGCUGAGAUGCAUCAUUGGGGGCUAUAGUUCUACGACAGCAGGGGUCCGCCUGGGUCCAAUCCUGCUUUAUCCUGUGAGCUGGAUUGUUCGAGAAGAACUGAACCGCUGGCCUUCAAUGGAGUGGAUGCUUUCUGACUUAACACAUUAUGAAUUAUCUGGCGCUGUCUGAACAUCAUAUUGGCAGUGUCUGUCGUCUAUCUAUACACCGCAUGGAAUCGGCUGGUAGUUUUAGAACUUAUUGGGCCCCACUGCAUCCACUGGGGCCCUCUAGGGAGGCGUCACGGUCACUUUUCUGACUGUACGUGUUGGAUAAUAAAAAGCGGCUGAGGUAAUUCGUGCGUCCUCUGGCGUAUCGACGCUGUUUGUGUUUCUGUCACCAUUUUGCGUUUUGUAGUAAAGUGAAUCUGUCACCACAGUAAAUCUCUGCGUUAAUCAAUACAUCACAAAAGCUGUAUAUGUUGUGUUACAUGUUUGUUGUUUAACUGUUCAGCUGUAAAGGUCUUUUACUUUUGUAAGAAUUAUUUUAUAUUAAGCAGAACUAAGACACAUUUAAAAGUAACAAUGUAAAUAUUACAGGUUUUCUCUAAUAUGCUGCCAGAAACUUUGCAUCUUCCAAAAAAAGAGGAAGAAAAAUUUACCUCUAGUUGAACGAGAGAAUUGAGAUUAUAACGGAUUGCAAGCCUUUUCACCCUAUUAGAAUUCAGCUAGAAUAAGAAAUGUUCUAUGUGAACAACAAAAAAAAUCCAAAAAUACUACUAAUGGCAAACCCAAAUCUGCUAUAAAAUGAUUAACUCAAUGGGAUAAAAAGGAAUACAUUCAAUAACCUGUACGUAUACCGCUAUUCCAAUUAGCUGCAUCCUCCUUUUGCUUCCUGAUUGGCUGACUGUAAUGUGUGUUUUAUAUACACAAUAUGAAGGAAAAAGAAGGGGAAUUGGGGGCAACACCCCGGAACAUGAAUUUCUCGGUAUUGUGCGAGUGGUGCUGCCGUAAAGACCAAAGUAUAUACAUAUGUAUGUUUUAUUAUAUAUAUUUGUUGAUGUUUAACUUGGUUCUAGAACUGGGGCAGGACACAGAAGAGAGAAUUCCAUUCCAGAGAGAAGGGAGGCUACUUAGCUUGUCUGCCACAGAUGUCUCGAGAAUAAUGAGUCCUGUGCCAGGUAGGCUCCGAUUUAAUAUUAAAAUUCUGUAUUACUGAACAGUUUUAUAUGAGAAGUUAUCUCGGCAGCUUUUAUUUCUGUAUUGGUGAAUGUAAAGGGUUUCUUAAUGUGACAGAUUCACUUUAAUAAGUUGGUCGGACAGCUUACUAUUUCAAGGUGACGUAAUAAUAGAUGUGUCCACAAAUUCUAAGCUUUUUGUAACCGUUUUAAAGGUAUUUGAGAGACAGUCCUAACAUGUCGAAACAUUGGCAUAGUGUGUAGAGGGAUCUUGCCCAUGAUCCCAUGACAAGUAUUUUACCACUGGAAAGGUGAUAACAUGCAAGGGGGACUGAAAAUGGGUCAUUCCAGCCUCACUCACGUGUUCACAGAGCCGCCAAUCAGGAGAAGCCAUGCAAAACGUCCUCCAGAAGAGAUCUUGCAAUGGCUUUGCACAAGUGUGAGAACAUUAAAAUGAUGUGCUUUCUAUUGUUCCAAGAACAAUCUGUCCCAAAAGAUCCAGAGGUCUUGGGAAGUAUUGUUUUUUUUUUGUUUUGUUUUUUAAUUUUGCAGAAGAUUCAAAAUUAAUUUUCAUACAAGUAAACUUUCUUCCAGAAGUAGUUUUUUUAUAGAAUUUCAUAGACACAGUGUUCUCAAGAGAGAGACAAGGGGCUGAAUAUGUUUUUUUUUGUUUUUGUUUGGAUCACCUAAAAUCCAUGAACACGUGUGUAGCUUUAACUCUGUCCGUGGUUAUUCGCAAGCUGUGAAUUUGGAUUGCACAGACACACUAACAGUGUUUACAUGCAUGUCUUUCCUUGCCCCAGGUCCUUAUCCUCGAAUGUCAACUACACUUGCAGCUCGACUGCAACUCAACUCCAUCCCCUCUCCACUCGAAUUCCUUCAACACCCAGAACAGGAAUCAUGUGUUUCCCCAGGUAAAAGCCUUGUUCAAAGCUCGUUACUCCGGGACAAAGCAGAAUGCAAUAUCUGCUAGCUCCGUGAUUCCAUAACAGAAUUUUACAUAUAAAUUGUUCACAAACUCUUCCCAGUUAGCCUUUAUUAACCCUGUCUGUAACAAUUUCUCUUGGUUAUAAAAUAAAUGAGAAUAACAUUUAUUUGAAAUUUGAGAUGUGUUGCGAACACAUAAUCUUAUGACAAAAUAGUAAAUUGGUGUUUAUAUUGCUGUGCCUAGACUUAGAGAGAGACUGAAAGUAUUCCCUCAUCCUCAGCAGAAAUAUUGGGGGAUAUAAUGUACUGGGUAUUAUACAAGUAUGAUAGCUUUAUAACCACUGGGAGUUGAUCUACUUAUUGUAUUCUUGUAUGUGUAGAUACGUGGAGAGAGCACCCAUGGGUCUGGGUCAAAGGUAAAUUCAACCUCAUCCAUUUAUUCCACAGCAGACAGCACAAGGGUUAGGUGUAAACUAAAAUAGAUUGUGCCUAGAUCACAUUAUAUACAGAAAUCCAUAAAAAAUAAGAAUACAAACCAACCAAAGUGAAGCAGAAUUCGUAGCUGAUCAUACACAUGUUCCAGUGGUAAAAUACCCCAUUUAGAACUUUAUCAAAACUUACAAAUUAUUCAAGGACAGACUGAAUCCAAGAUAGAUUACCAUAAAAGGGUAUUGUCACAUAUUCUAACCACCAUUUAGUAAAAAAACAGGAAAUUGUCUUCUUCCCAUUUACUUCCUUAGAGUCUAAUGUGCCAAUGGUGUAGAUCCAGAAUAGAUCUCUCUGUAAUAGAAGAUCCCUCACUGUACCUGUAGUUUGAGGGCACUGAGUAUGUAACUAUACCAUAUAGCGGAGGAGAUCGUUACAGUCUUUUAUUAUAUAUGGAGGAAUCAUAUGAUAUAAAUUGGCUACUCACAUGUUUUAGAGCCACUCAGUGCUCAGAAAUGACAGCUUGAAUAGUGAGCGAUAAAUGAUGCUGCUCCGAUAGCAGAGAAUAGAAUCAGCUCAGGUAAUCAAUAUUAAAUAACCAUUGCUGAACAAUUUAUAUAUAACAUGACAUGCUGCCAGCUUUUUAUUCCUAAAGCUUAUGCCAACAAAAAAUAUACAUGUCAUCGUUAAUGCCAGUGCACGAUGGAUAGCAUAAUGUUAGUGGGUACCUACUGCACUCACAUUUUACAGAGCAGAGCACUGUGACAGUGAAAGAUGUGUAGAACUCACACUAUAUGCUGGGAAUCUCCAGGACCCUUAUUAUCCAUAUCAGAGAAGAAGCAUAGCCACUACUUAUUUUCUUUAUUUGUUAUUUGCGACGGAAUCAAAGAUAUUCAAUACAAUGAAAAAUAACAGUUUUUUGAUAACGUCCUGUACAGACAUUAUAAAUGACUAGAAACAAAGUCAAAUUAGUGAACAGAAGUAAAUUAAAAAUAGAAAGUGAGAUGAAGGAUGCGAUCUGCUCUGGGUACCAGCCUAAAGGCAGCCAUGGGAUCCAGUAAUCUAACACCUAUGGGCAGUGGUGUAUUUUGGAUUUGUGCUGCCCUAGGCACGACUAAAUUCGGGCACCCCCAAAAUCUAAAUUUCCCCCCCCCCCCCCCAAAUUCGUGUCAAGGCCAUUUUUGUGACUGACAGACAUGCCCUCAUUGAUACAUGCACUGAUAUACACUCACUGACAGAUACACAGUCAUUGGCACACACAUAUAGUCAUUGGCACACACUGUUUAACCGAGACACACUUUCACUGACAGACACACACUGACACACCCACUCACUGACAGGCACACACUCUCAGAUACACAUAAAAUGACAUACACACACUGACACACACUCACUCUCAGUAAGGUGGACAGCCCCAGAACACGAGGCAAACAAUGUAUUUGUCUGGGAGCUUGGGGUGGCAUUUUUUGGCGCCCCCCCGAAAGUUCCGCCCUAGGCAAAUGCCUUGUUUGCCUUGUGGUAAAUACAUCCCUGCCUAUAGGAUACAUUAAAAUACAUUGUCUCCAAGCAAGCGUGCCUUUCUCCUCCCCAUUUUACACAAAUCACAUCCCUUCAGGAACACACACUACACACUGUAUAUAAUGCAGAGUGUGUGUAUAUAAUGCUGUGUUCACACUCUCUGCAUUAUAUACACACACUACACACUGUAUUCAUUAUAUACACACACACACUAUACAAACACACUGCAUUCACUUUACGCACACUACACACACUGCAUUCACUAUACGCACACUACACACACACACUGCACUCACUAUACACACAUUGAGUUCGCUGUACACACACACUACACACUGCACUCACUUUACACACCACACACAAACACACACACUCUGCAUUCAUUAUAUACACACUACACAGUCACUGCAUUCAUUAUAUACACACACUACACAAACACACACAGCUCCCCUGUCUAAACACACUGCAUCCACUGCAUGUGGUAUGUAUAUUUUGUGCAUUUACCUUUAGAAAUUGUUUAUUUUUUCAAAAUGGUAAAUGCACAGAAUAUCGUCAAGUUAUCGGCCUGAAAGUUCACAGAUCAUCAGUAUCGGUAUCGGCUCUAAAAAAUCAAUAUCGGUCGAUCCCUACUUUUAACCUCUCCUGGUAAGUUUUAUCCCGCAAUCCAUGAACCAGUUUAGUAGCCCUUCUCUGAACUCUCUCUAAAGUAUCAAUAUACUUCUGGAGAUACGGUCUCCAGUACUGCGUACAAUACUCCAAGUGAGGUCUCACCAGUGUCCUGUACAAUGGCAUGAGCACUUCCCUCUUUCUACUGAACAGUAUUGAAUAAUUUGGAAAACAUUAAAGGGACACUAUAGUCACCUGAACAACUUUAGCUUAAUGAAGCAGUUUUGGUGUAUAGAGCAUGCCCCUGCAGCCUCACUGCUCAAUCCUCUGCCAUUUAGGAGUUAAAUCCCUUUGUUUAUGAACCGUAGUCACACCUCCCUGCAUGUGACUUGCACAGCCUUCCAUAAACACUUCCUGUAAAGAGAGCCCUAUUUAGGCUUUCUUUAUUGCAAGUUCUGUUUAAUUAAGAUUUUCUUAUCCCCUGCUAUGUUAAUAGCUUGCUAGACCCUGCAAGAGCCUCCUGUAUGUGAUUAAAGUUCAAUUUAGAGAUUGAGAUACAAUUAUUUAAGGUAAAUUACAUCUGUUUGAAAGUGAAACCAGUUUUUUUCAUGCAGGCUCUGUCAAUCAUAGCCAGGGGAGGUGUGGCUAGGGCUGCAUAAACAGAAACAAAGUGAUUUAACUCCUAAAUGACAGUGAAUUGAGCAGUGAAAUUGCAGGGGAAUGAUCUAUACACUAAAACUGCUUUAUUUAGCUAAAGUAAUUUAGGUGACUAUAGUGUUCCUUUAAAUUACCAUCUCCACCAGCACGUUUAUGUUUCUACUCUUUCGCUGACAUGUCUGCAUUCACGCAGAGCAGGGAUCUGACAAGCAGCUCUCACACCUGGAAAUCUCACUAUUUAGGGAUUUCCUGUACAGAAUAUUGAUACAUUCCAUUCUGGCGGCUUAUGGACCCUUCUGGUUAUAACUGAUUUGAAGUAAGGAUAACCUUUGGCAUUUUCCCAUUAAAUCCUAGCUAGAUGAAUCUAGGAUAUAGGAAUGUGCUCGUGGCCCGUUGAGUCUUUUGUAUACCACGUUAGUUAUAAAAAAUCAGUAACAUGGUUGGAGUGUGAAUGGGAGGAGAUUACCAGCUCGUGGUGUCUCCUACUCUUGUGCAAGGGAUUCACUAGAGAAUGUAUUGGAUAUUUCACCUGAUCCUUUUCUCACAAUACUUUAAACGAGAGCCAAAUAAGCAGAACAAUGACAUUUUAGAGUAAGUUGAACAGACAAAGCCUUGGUCAAAUAAUCGGCCAUUCAGGACAGAGCUAAACAUAGCUCAUCCAGUUUAGAGAAGACAGACAUUCCCCGGAGGUUCUGUAACUCUGUAUUACAACCUGUGCAUGUUUGUGGAAGUCCCAGGUGUGCGGAGGGAACCCAACGCAUUCCCACUGGGAUCCUGACUCUCAUUUAACAGAUGAUUUAAUAGAAAGGGUUUUCCUUUUUAUUAUUUUAUUUUACAGUAGACACCGAUACAUAAUGAUCUUUUUAUAUAAAAUUCACAAUGCCGGUCUGUUUUAGCAGCACAAAGCCUCGUAUUUUACUGGGAGCAAUCUCUACUGUUGAAUCAAUGUGGGUUGUGAAUUGGACCCUAAACAGCCUAUAAAUUCUACUAUCCCUUAUUGUUAUUAUUAUAGAUUUCUGUUAACCAGAUCACCAGUAUUUAAAGUGAAACAAAUAUUAACCUCUCUCUUGUGUAAGGUGUACCUAGUGCAAAUAUAAAAGACCUCUCUGACAGUCUGCCAGGAUAACUGACGACACGCUCGAUAUUCUCGGUCUGAUGUGCUUCUGAAUUUAGACCCUUAGCCGUUUCCAUGGUAGCAGAAAGCGAUGGAGAGAGAUACAGAAUAUAGAUUUGUCAGAUGGAAUGAUAAUUUUGGUUCUGUAAUAAUUCCCCAGAUCUUUAAAAUAAGGAGUUGGUGCAAGACCUGUGAUACCCAUUACAGACAGAGUGUGUAUUAUUUUUAUAGUUCAUUAUUAAAGCUUGCAGAGAAUCGGUAAUCGUGGGGUGCAGAAUGUAUCUACUGCGAGAGAAUGCAACGUAUGAUGAGUCAGGAUUUCACAAAUCCAAUCCAGCUCGGAAUUCCGUAAUCUAACGAGUUAACUGAAAGCUUACAAAACGAUAUCACAUUUGUAUUCGCCAGUUAUACGUGUCAAGAAAAGAUCUCUUGUGCAAAUAAAAUCUAUUUCCGUUCCUCAAAAAAGUCACACCCUAAUGGGAAUGUAGAGAGUCCGUGUUUGCAUACAUAUAGAAUAUCUGAUUAUUAGGAAUCUUCACUAUACUGAGAAUUACCAAUAGUGGGGAAAAUAGCUGAAUUGCAGAAAUUCUUCAGGUCCAGCUUUUUUUUACUAAAAGUUGUAAUUUCAUGUUUAAUUCUUGGUUUACCGGAGGGAUCUCAAGCUCUGGCCCCCUAGAUGUGAUUGUGUACAACUCCCAGAAUUCAUUAUAUGGAAUAGAUGUGCAUAGGAUCAUGGGAGUUGUAGUUUUGAAUUAUCUGAAAUGCUGUGAGAUCUGAUAAUACGAUAAUAUUUAACUCACUCCUAGACCGCUAUAAUCCCAAGUGUUUCCACAAUCAGCAUGCAAUCAAUUAACCUGCUGAUUAGAAAGCACUCAUUCCGCUAGUUUCCAUGGCGACUGCAGGUCCUUAAAUCGUUAGUAGAGUUCUUUAUACGUGUUUACAAUAUGUCUCUUUAGGCAAAUCAGCUUGUUGAAGUGCUUUAGGAGAUAGUGUCCCUGCAGCCUUAUAUCAAGAGAAAUCGUCAUUUUAAAGCCCCUCUGGGUAACACCCCUGGCUGUCAGACAGUCAUGAGGGCACCCUUCUCACCCUCCUUGAGUGCUUUCUUCAGGUAGUGAGGGCUUCUCUCAGAAGAGUAUUGGUAUCACUGUGUCUAUAAACAUCGCCUGCACAGCACACCCAUCAUCCCAAUGUAAUGGAGGAUGCUAUUAGAUAGUGAAGGUGCAGGCUCACAAGGCUACGCUCUAUAAUAUAAAAAAAUUAAAAUAAAUGAAGUUAGCCGCAGCACUACAAAGUAUGCCAAAUCGAUGGAGAUAUAUUCCACCACUUGAUUGAGCAAAACUGCAGAGAGGACGUACUUUCUGCUGGUUUAUAGAGAAGUACCCACUGUGGGCGCCCUGUAAAUUAAAGGAACCCUCUAUUGGGAAAGAAAUGGAUUUCUUUCCAACGGUGGAUUUUUCCCUUUAUCACUGGAGUUUGAUAUACAUUUAUAGAGAGAUUGCUCCAAAGCUCUUCCAGAAAAAUAUUCGUACACUCGACUGAUGGCUGCACUGCUAUAUGAUGUCAAACAAGACAUUAUAAAACGUAUACAAUUAUAAAACCUCUUUUUCUGACUCUUUUCCAGUUCAAGUAGCUGUUUUCCUAUCAGGUAUCUAACCAUUGGAAAUAAAAUAUUACAGUUCUUUAUCUCCUCGUAAUCUUUUAUUCUGUCUUUACAUGUUGCCUAUAUCAGGAAUUUAAAAAGAAAACGUGGAUACAUUAAAAUGCCUAUUUGAUAGUUUAUUUUCUGUUGAAAGUGGUCUUCUUGGAGAGACCGACUCCUAGCAAGUUACAUUUUAGAGAGAAGGCAGGUUUUUUAGGAUUAUUCCGUCGUACCAAUUCACUGUUUUUCCCCCCACGCUAUGCACUGGAUGUCUAACAGUUGAUAUAAAGAAACUGGUGGCAGGUACGGAUCAGAUUUAGAUUUUAAUGCAUGUGAAAGAAAUGGUUAAAACGCCUUGUGUGUUGCUCUCAGCAUUAAUACAUUAAAAUGAUCAUUAACUGCUGUUUGUUUGGCUGAUACUCAUUGCAUGGCAGCUUAAAUGGUUAAACAGUACAUUGAUUGGAAAUCCUAAAACAAGUUUAACCAUGGACUGCUAUGUAACUCACAUCACACCUAACUGCAACUUACUAUUUAGUAGUGAAAUUUAUGGCCUAUGUUUUCCUCCUGAAAUUUAAGAGAUGGACACUUUCAUUUACAUGUUGUGGCCUGGGGUAGACUUAUUCUGAAAGCAAAUACACCAAAAAACGGUUUCAUCAAUUAUAUAUGAUCGAACGCUACAAAAGAACAAAACAUUCAUUUAAAAAAAUCAGCCAUAACUUGCUUUAGCACCGUUUAAUUUUGAAAUAAAUCCUAGCGGAAAUACUAACGCCGUCUCAAAAUUAUUUGCCAACGUGCUUUGGGGAUAGAUUCUACGUACAGUCCGAAAAGAUCGACUGUAUCCAACGGGUUCCUGGCAACGCCUAAAUGUCUUACCAUAUUGUCAAAGGGAGGAGCACAAUGCCAAACACGGAGUUUGUAAAUUCUAGCGGUUAGUUUUGUAAAUGGUGAAUUGCAUUGUCAAAAUUAUAGGUAAAAACAAAUAAAUAAAAAUGUUCCCUUUUUAUCUGAUCUCUUUCGACUCGGUUGCCAUUUAACCACAAUUCAUGGUUUUGUGAAGAGGUUGCUGUUGGUUGGAGAGUCUAACAGAGAAUAACGAAGUGGUCUAUUAAGGAAUGCAUUUGGGAAAUGGUGUGUAGAACUACAUAGAGUCGCCGCACACCUCUACACAAACCCUCACUCUUCUGGUCUCUGCCAAUAAACUUGUGUUUGGAAUUUUGAGCCAUAUAUGGGGCAUCGUUUGACGUUUUAUUAUUUUUCUGAUUUCUUUUUAAGUCUAAUGAGCAUGGCUAAUCAUCCUCCAAGCUUAAAGUGAAUAUCUUGUUUGCAUUAUAUGUCUUUCCUAGGCUGGUUGCUUCACAGUCACACUGAUAUCUAAAACCAUUUAAAAUUUCUGUUCUUUAGUUGCCUGGUUCGCCUUUGAUCCCAGCUCAGCGCACUCAGACAUUAUCUUCUCCAAUGACAAUCUGACCGUCACAUGCAACAGCUAUGAUGACAGGGUAGUGCUCGGAAAAACAGGCUUUUCUAAGGGGAUUCACUACUGGGAGCUGACCGUCGACCGGUAUGAUAAUCACCCAGACCCAGCCUUUGGCGUGGCCCGUAUUGAGGUGUUGAAAGAUGUCAUGCUGGGAAAAGACGACAAGGCUUGGGCGAUGUAUGUGGACAAUAACCGCAGCUGGUUCAUGCAUAACAAUUCCCACACUAACAGGUAUUACCUUCAUGUUUUAAGAGUAUUAUUGUCUGUACACGAACGUGGCACACAUUGAGGUUCUUAAAAGGGAUACUAUCAUGUAUACAAUUAAUUGUCCCUUAUUUACUGUUGUGGUUUCAGAAUUCUGUCAUUUAAUAUACAAUCAUUUGACUGUAGCAUUCCCUAGAAUCGCUUGAGUUCCAUGACACUUAACUCCAUUAUUCACGUAAGAAUGCCAAAUUAAAUACAUUUCUUCAGAAUUUGCCACAGGCCACAACAUACUUAGGCUAAUCCUUGAUGGACAGUGACUGACGUGGAGCUAAGAUGGAGUCGCCCAGUGUAGAGGUAGAAAGUCUCGGACAGAUCAUGGACAUCUGUAAAAGCUCAGCCAUAAAGUAUCAAACUUUAAAAAAAAAAAAUAACGUUGAAAUCAUUUAGCAUAAAGUUACAAAAACUGUACUUUUUAAAAUCUCAGUACACUAAUAAAAAAAAAAACAAAAAAAAAACAACCUCUUGCACGGAAAUCAAAAAAUACAAACAAAAAACAUGUUUUCUUCUCCGUGAUAGUGUUCCUUUAAUGAUCGGUGAAAGCAGUUCUGACAGCUGCCACCCGGGAACACAACGAUCUAGGAAGAAUCCAAAGGCUCUGUCAGUAGGAAGCCUGAGACUUCAUUCUGCAUCUUUCAAAUCCAACUUUUCUAAAACCAUCAUCGCUCGAUACCCAUCAAUGGAUUUCAUCCCAUUUAGAGGGUGGGUUGAAAGAACGUGCAUGAUGAACCCACAGCCUGGCACAGUGUUGUAGUGACAGUAUUGAGUAUUGUCCAGCUGUCCUUAAUGUGUUAGGACCAAUUUUAGAAGGGGACCUUCUAAUAAGAUAUUGACUGAAUCAUGUGACAUCCUUUCAUUAACAUUUAACAUGACUUUUGCUAACAGAACUGAAGGUGGAAUCACGAAGGGAGCGACCGUUGGGGUUCUGCUGGACUUUAACAGAAGAACUUUGACAUUCUCCAUCAAUGAAGAACAGCAGGGACCAGUUGCAUUUGAAAACAUGGAGGGAUUAUUCUUUCCUGCCGUGAGCUUGAAUAGAAAUGUUCAGGUACUGACGCAUUUCACAUAACAUUUCAAUAUUUCUAAAAAUUGAGAAAUCACCAUAGAAACUGCUCUGUUUCUGUGAUGACUGACCCCCUUUUCUACAAGUAGCAGUGUUUUGUCUUCAUUACCCUUUAGAAAUAAAUAUGCAUUAUCAAAGUCUCAAUGAAGCUUGAUGGUGUUAAAUGUACUUUUUGUUUACAAGGCAUUCAUAUCCAGUUUAUAAAUCAGAGGUUGCGGGUCCAACUUCUCUAAAAUCAUCAUCAUCGCUCAAUUACUUAUCAAUAAUGGCAUAGCCCAUUAGAAAUUAUGCAAUAAAUGCAGCACACCAGACUUCUUUAAAUCCAAGUUUAUUGAAAUUUAUAAUAAAUAGUUUAUGGAAUCAUUUCAAGUAUAAACAUUUUGAAUCCUUAAAUGACCAAUUCUAAUUUAGCUGUAGAUUAGUGUAUAAAUAUAAAUAAAAAAGACAUUUUUAACUAUAAUACUAUAAAUCGUUGGUGUAAGUUUGUAAGUAAGCAGUCCUUAAAUAAAAAAAUUUUAAAAAAGUAAAAAAUUCUUAAAACCAAGGCUUGAAAUUUCUUGUCCUGUGUUGUUUAAAAGCCAGGGAUAGUGGAGGAGGGAUGUUUGAGAGCACAACAUAGGGCUUCUUUGCAGGCUGAAUUAGCAACCUGCAAAUCCCUGUUUGUAUCUGUGCUUGGUAUGAGCUAAGUAUGUUUUUAUUUCCCCACUGUGUGUGGACAAUAAGUCCGAAUACAGACAUUAUUUUUAUAAUUUAAUUGCAUUUUUUUAGUAAGCUGCUUACAGUAGGUACAUCCACAUCUAUACCAAUACUUUAUUAUAAAACUAAAAUAGUAAUGUAUUAGUCUUUAACACUUUUUAUUUAGCAAUAAAAAAAAAAAUAGUUUUAAGUAUUUUUAAAAUUCAAAACGCAUCAGUGGAGGUAAGUCGAAACUAAAUGGAUAUUGAUUUUUUUUUUUUUGGGAAGCGGGAGGUGGAAAUGGGUCUCCCUAUAACUCACUCGAUUUUCCUUUGUUUUAGGUAACACUUCAUACUGGUUUGCCGAUUCCAGAGUUCUAUAGCUCCAGAGCGUCUAUACAGCCUUAA
Pelobates cultripes (western spadefoot toad) is the source of this 24446-nucleotide messenger RNA. The record is from the annotation of a GenBank genome assembly. Lineage: Eukaryota; Metazoa; Chordata; Amphibia; Anura; Pelobatidae.